This is a messenger RNA of Sander lucioperca (pikeperch), 1906 nucleotides long. RefSeq names its product troponin T2e, cardiac (gene tnnt2e). Gene Ontology annotation, cellular component: troponin complex. Gene Ontology annotation, molecular function: tropomyosin binding; troponin I binding; troponin C binding. NCBI's taxonomy places the organism in Eukaryota, Metazoa, Chordata, Actinopteri, Perciformes, Percidae. The transcript is spliced from 17 exons. The record is from RefSeq and is a predicted model, not a curated record. The coding region runs from base 308 to 1495 and encodes 395 amino acids. Gene Ontology annotation, biological process: cardiac muscle contraction; sarcomere organization; regulation of muscle contraction.
ACAGAUUACGAGAAGCACUUGAAGGCAGCAUUCCUCUCCAGGUGUAACUCAUCUUCUACCUCCAACAAUAGAACUGACGACCCUAACCAGUCAUAGACAAGAUAUGUGGGCACAUGAUGGGCCGGGCCGAAUCAAGUGUGCUUUUUGGUUGGGGUAGGAUGAUUGAACUUGUCUAUGUCUCGAUGUGAAAGGAUCAUAUCUGAAUUUGUUGCUAAUCCCAUCUCUUCCACAGGAUUAUACAGGAGGUAAGAUCUGAGCAUGACCUCUGGGUGCAUGGCAGCAAAAAGGCAGGUAAUUGGAAUCCGAGAUGUCUCAAGAAGAAGUAGUAGUCAAGGAGAAUGAGGAAGAGGAAGAAACCCAGCAAGAGGAAGAUAUGGAUGUCAAAGUUGAGGUUGAAGUGGAAAAACCUGCACCUGAAGUAGAAGAACCUCCAAUGACAGAAGAGCCUGCAGAAGAAGAUGACUCCAAACCCAAACCAAAGGCAUUUGUUCCAGCUAUAGCUGUGCCGAAGAUACCCGAUGGGGAAAAAGUUGACUUUGAUGACAUCCACAGGAAGCGUCAGGAGAAGGAUCUGACCGAGCUGACAUCUCUGAUCGAGGCCCACUUCAUUCAGAGGAAGAAGGACGAGGAGGAGCUCAUUGCUCUCGUUAACAGGAUCGAGAAGCGUCGCACUGAGAGGGCUGAACAGCUGAGGAUCCGUUCUGAGCAAGAGAAGGAGAGGCAGGCUCGUGUUGUUGAAGAAAAGGAGAGGAAGGAGCUGGAGGAGGCACGUAAGAAGCAGGAUGAUGACGCCAAGAAGAAGAAGGCUCUGACAAACAUCACUCAGCAGUAUGGUGGUGUCCAACAGAGGCAAGAAGGAAAGAAGGGAGCGAAGAAGCAGACGGAGAGAGAGAAGAAAAAGAAGAUCCUGGCUGACAGAAGGAAGCCUCUCAACAUCGACCAUCUCACUGAGGACAAAGUGAAGGAGAAGUCCAAUGAGUUGUGGCAGUGGCUGAUGACGCUGGAGGCUGAGAAGUUUGACCUCACUGAGAAACUGAAGAGACAGAAAUAUGACUGUGUUGAAGGGCCUAAAACUGAUACUUGGACAUUGCAGCAGGAACAAAGCUGGGCGAUUACAACACAAACAGAAGACAAAUCAGCUCCUGGCUCGUAUUCAGAACCAGGAAAGCGCCAAAGGAAGAGGCAAGGCCAAGGGCAGGGUGAGAUAAAUGUAAACAUCAGCAAGCGGUCCCCAAGGAAGCAUCUGAAAAUGAGCAGCAGUAUUUGCUUCCAUGACAUUGUGUGCUUAAACAAUAAAAAAAAUGCUUUUAAGCUCAGCAGUGCCUGUUUGCGUGGUUCAAGUUUAAAACUAGUGGAUAUGUUUCUCUUAAUUUGUACCAAUCCCCUCAGUUUAAAAGCAAAUAAAUCCAGGUCAUUCAACUGGCAAAAUACCUCCAUUUAUUCUUCUGGGAACCAUACACAAAGAACCACAGUGCACCAUCAAUUUCACAUGUAGGCAGCGAUAUGUUUAUAAUAGUACAACUUACUGCAGUAAUCUGAAACAUUCACACAAUUACACAAGUAUUCUGAUAGCAAUAUAGUGUCAGGAUGAAGGAAUUUCUAUACAGUACAGUGUGGUGACAACAGUGCAAAAAAAAAUAAAGUUGAUGGAGUAUGUACACAGGCAAGAGGACUAACAUUUGCUGCAACUAGUGUAUGUGAAUUCUAAUCCCUGCUGUGUUGUUACACUAUGACUUCUAUGGUUCCAGACACAUCACAGAUACUCCUAACUAGAGUCCAAACAUGUAUGUAAUGAUUUGUGGAGCUGCCAAAAUAAAUUCAAAACUUCCAUACUGGAUAACAACAGUGUUAGAAAUGAAAAGUACGUUGCCUUUGGCUGCACAAAAUCUUAUUUUUAACAUUAGCU